AUGAAUGCCCCAGAGUCCGACCGAACCUUCUCGCCCAAGCAGGCCUUGAAGCCUACACCAGAACUCUAUAGUGAGAUCGUCGGUGAUGGCAUGGAACGACUCGCUGCUGCUUCUCUAUCCUGUAUUGGGUCAUUCGAUGAUUCCGAAGUCAUCUUUCACGAUGUUGGUUGCGGCCUCGGAGCCGGUACCGAAGCUAUCACGAGUUUGAAACAAGACAAUAUUGUCAUCAAAGGCACCGACAUUAACGACGAUGUUUUGGAAAUAUACCGACAGAACAUAGCUAAAAGCCAGUGGCCUGCCGAGGCUCUGAAAAUGGACGCGUCGAACCUUGAAUUCCCUGACGAGACGUUCACUCACUGUAUUGGCAAUGCGAUGUUGUUUGUUCUCCCAAAUGACGGCGUCGAUGCGAUCAAGGAGAUGCACCGAACCUUGAAGCAAGGCGGCACUGCCAUUCUCAACUCAUGGGCCCAUACACCAACUAUUCCUGCGAUUCAUGCAGCAGCCAAGAAGACUCGACCGGCUGGUACGCCUCUGCCACGAGAAGGGCUGGAUAAAUGGGAAGACAAAGACUUUCUACAGGACACAAUCAUCAAAGGAGGUUUUGAACCAGAGAAAGUGGACUUCAUCCAGAAGGAUGUUCAUGUUACUAUCGGCGAUCUUAAGCGUUUUGCGACAAUGAUCUGGAGCUUUAUCGGUGGUACUUCAAAGGCGGGAUGGCUUGAGUCGGAUGAGGAGAACUGGGAUACAGCAAUUGAUGCAGUCGUGGAGGCGCUGACUCAGACGGAAGGGUAUGAGAAGCUUGAGGAUGGCAAGAACAAGAUCAUGUUCCAGGCCCAUGUUGCCGUUGCUACCAAGUAG
This is a messenger RNA of Fusarium odoratissimum NRRL 54006, 858 nucleotides long. RefSeq lists its product as uncharacterized. Gene Ontology annotation, molecular function: S-adenosylmethionine-dependent methyltransferase activity. Lineage: Eukaryota; Fungi; Ascomycota; Sordariomycetes; Hypocreales; Nectriaceae. The record is from RefSeq and is a predicted model, not a curated record. Bases 1 to 858 code for a protein of 285 amino acids. The transcript has a single exon.